Molecule: messenger RNA, 831 nt
Organism: Cynara cardunculus var. scolymus (artichoke)
Lineage: Eukaryota; Viridiplantae; Streptophyta; Magnoliopsida; Asterales; Asteraceae
Product: glutamic acid-rich protein-like
Exons: 3
Coding region: 1-831 (276 amino acids)
Source: RefSeq, a predicted model, not a curated record
AUGGCUGCACCAAGUGUUUACUUUGCUUUCGAAGAUUGGACUUCUAAGCCAAACAAUCAUGUGGCUCUCUUGGACAUUCCUACAAACAAACUGCAGUUUGCAGAUGUUGCUCGGUUAUUGAAGAACUCAGUACUUGGACAUGCUCUUACCUUUGAACCAGUGAUGGUAAAGGACCUUCUGAAUCAGUCUGGUCCUUUAGAGAACGAACUCAUAGUCAUCGAGGCUGAAGCUUAUGACAUGGCUAAGAAUGUCAAGCUCUUGCUGCCUGCUGUCGCCACUAUCCUCGAUAAAAUGGACGAAGUGCACCAUGCAAUUCCAAUUAAAGAAUACCUGACUAAUGGCCUCUCUGCUAUCAAAGCUGAGUUGGAGCGGGUCGCUUCUUUCAACCUUCUCCAAGAUGAAGCUCUAUCCUCCUUAGAGCAAAAACUGGAAGAUCUCUCUUCUUGUCUCCCUCUCCCCGACUCUACUCUUGAUGAUGACAAAGAGGAGGAGAAACAUAAAGAUGUUGAGGGGGAGAAGUCUCCAGGUGAGGAGACUACUGAAGAUGCUCCAAACCCUCCUACUACUGAGGAUGCCAGGGAUCCCAUCCCUGAUGCCAUCGAUGAUGACAACGAUGAUGCCAUGGUCAUUCAUGUUGCUGAUAACCAUAAAGACCUUCAUCCAUCCACCUCUUCAUUUCCAAAUGCUGGUGAUGAGGAUAAUGAAGAUGAUGAUGAGGAUAAGGAUUUUGAACCUCAACUUCUAGAUGUCGGCACUGAUCUUGGUGGUGACGAUGACAAUGAUGAUGACGAUGAUGAUUUCUGCAUCCAAGCCAUCCCAAGACAACCAUGA